AUGGCUUUCUCUGCUGCUGAGCUUCAAAAGCGACACGGUCUUGAAGGUGCACCUGAUCCUUUCCCCACUCUCGGAGGAUCUAACGCACCUGCUCCCACUCCUGCUGUCAAAAAGAUCAACAACACGAACUCUAACAACGGACCUUCAGCUCCUGCUCCUGUUGAUACUUCCUCUGAAGAUGCUUUCCCUUCUCUCGGUGCUUCCGCUGCUCCCGCUACCAAUAUUACCAAACCUGCCAUCUCCGCAUGGGCCUCCAAACCUUCCGCAGUCAAAGCAACAGGUGGAAAAGCCAAACCAGCUGCUUCAGGUGGAUUAGGUCGUGCUGGUACACCCACUGCCGCUAGUCAUCCUUUCAGCGAUACAUUUUCCAUCCCUGCGGCAGACUUGAUUCAAGGUAAAACAGCUCAAGAGACAAUCAAUAAAGUAAGAGAACAAACUGGUGUCAUUGUUGAAUCUUCUACUCAAAUGAGGACUGGUUUAAAGACCUUCUUGAUUCGUGGAUCCGACCAAAAGAAAUUGAUUACGGCUAGAAGACUCAUCGAAAGAGGUUUGAGUAAACCUGUUACUAUUGAAGUCGAAGUUCCCAUCACUACUUUAGGUACUAUCAUCGGUCCAAAAGGUUCUACUCUGAAAUCAAUCACAGAUGCUACUCAAACUAAGAUUGACAUCCCUAAGAGAGAAACUUUGCCUUCUUAUGAUAUAAAAGAUAACAAAUCCGACAAUGGAUCUGAUAAUGGCGAAGAAGAUGAUGAAGAACCUCAAGUUCCAAUCUCAGUCACUGGUCCCUCUGCCGCUUGUGCAGAUGCUAAAAAUCGAAUUUUGUCAUUAAUCUCUCACCGAGUUUCUCAAGGAUCGACAUCUAUCAAAACUAUCCCUUCUUCUUAUUAUCCUUUCAUUGCUGGACCUAAAGGUGUUAAAGCUAAACAAUUGGAAGAAGAGAUUGGUGGUGGUGAAGUCAAAAUCCAUGUUCCACCUCCAGCAGUUUGGAAAGCUCUCGAGAAACAAUCUCAGGGAGAAACCGAAGAAUUGGAAGCCUCAGCAACUAAAGAUAGGGAUCUUUCAAUCAAGGUUAAAGGUGAAAAAGAAAAAGUUAAACUUGUCGUUCAAGAAAUUCUCAAACAAUAUGAAUCACUAAAUGAUUCCCUAAGAGAGUUGAAGAUUUCAAUCCCUAAACGACAACAUAGAUUUUUAGUAGGUUCAUCAGCAGAUGACAUUUUGGACCAAACAGGUUGCAUUGUUGAGUUACCUCCUGUCGACGAUCCAUCAGAUCAAUGUGUUAUCCGUGGACCUCAAGCUUCGCUCAUCCCUGCUCUUACCCUCGUAAUGGACAAAGCCAAUGCCAUCGCUGUAGAGAUGGUUGACAUCGUCGCUCUUCACAGACCCAAUACGUCCGAUCCCCUCGCUCAUGCAAAGAAAGUAUUAAGAUACCUCCUCAGAACUUCCAAACUUCGAUCAAUUGCCGAUUCUCAUGCAGGAGUCAAGGUUUUCCCUCCUUUCGCUUCCGCUGUCGCUAAUACCGGAUCAGUCGUUGUGGAAAUCGUCGGUGAAGAUAAAUCGCAAGUCUCAAAGGCUAAAGAUGAAGUGGCAGCUAUAGUCAAAUCUGUUUUACCAGCUGGAACAUCAACAGUGCAAGUCGAUCAUUUGAUCCAUUCUUUAUUGAUCGGUAAGAAAGGAUCCAAGAUUGCUCAAUUCGAACAAACUCACAAGGUUACCACUGUUUUCCCGCCUGCCACUGAAGAAUCUUCCGAUGUCUCUUUGAUCUAUACUGGACCUCUUGAUUCUCUUCCUUCAGACAAAAAGGCUAGGGAUUCUAAACUCAAGGAAAUCUUAGCUUCCGCUUCUAAAGCGGUAGAAGAGUUAGCUAAAGAUGCAGCUGAUAUCAAAUCUGAGACUUUGGAUGUCGAGAAGAAAUGGCAUAGAUACAUCAUUGGUUCCGGUGGUACUGUACUUAACGCAUUGAUAGGUGAAGAUCAAUUGGUAAACGUCAAAGUUGGGUCUUCGUCAACUGCUAAAGGAGCUAAAACGGAUGAAGAUGUGGUUACUAUCAGAGGACCUUCAGGAGAAGUUGACAGAGUCGUUGAACAAAUUAAACAGAUCGUUGAAGAUGCUAAGAACGAUGAUAUCGUUAAUGGUCACACAAUCGAAUUCACCGUUCUCAAACAAUACGUCCCUCACUUAGUUGGAUCAUCUGGUGCAGCCAUCAACAAGCUCAGAGAAACUUUAGGUGUUAAAGUUAACUUUGAUGAUGAUGAUGCGUCCGGAGCUGUGAAGAAAGGAGGAAAGAAACCUGUUGUUCAUUGCAAGAUCGUCGGACGUAAAGAAGCAGUAGAAGAAGCUAAAAAACGACUUGAAGCUCAAAUUGAGAAAUUAGAGGAUGAAACCACUGAAAUAUUGACUAUCAAACGUGCUAUUCAACCUGCAUUAAUUGGUGCAGGAGGUAAAUAUGCAAUUAGAUUGGAAGAGAAAUAUGGUGUUAAACUUUCUUUCCCCAGAUCAGGAGGAGAUGCUAAAGACAAAGACACUAAUCCUGAUCAAGUAACUAUCCGAGGAGGUAAAAAAGGAGUAGCAUCGGCCAAAGCUGAAUUAUUGGAAGCUGCACAAUUUGAAAGUGAAUCAAGACAAGAAACGACAUUCAAAGUACCAACAAAAGCUGUAGCUCAAAUCGUCGGAAAAGGUGGUUCAACUAUCAAUGCUAUUAAAGAUGACUCAGGUGUGCAGAUUGAUAUCGAAAAACAACCUGAUUCAGAUAACAAGACUUCCGUCACUAUUAGAGGUGAUAAGAAAUCUAUCGAAUCAGCUAAAAAGGCUGUCUUGGCUCUUGUCGAAGAAAUCGGUGAUGAAGUUACCGAGGAAUUGAAAGUUGAUCCCAAAUUCCACCGGACCCUUAUUGGUCAAGGUGGUCAAAAACUCCGAGAUACCAUCGUCGCUGCAGGCGGACCGGAAGAAGCUUUCAAGCAAUCUGGCCUUGUUACCUUCCCCAAAUCUGGUGAUUCUAACCCCGAUGUCGUCCGGUUCCGAGGUGACAGUAAAGUUGUCAAGAAAAUCAAAGCUGAACUCGAGAAGCAAGUCUCCGUUCUCAAAGAAACUGUUGUUAUCGGUGUUGUGGUCCCUCAAUCUCAACAUGCCUCAAAGAUAGGAAGAGGUGGUUCUGCCUUACAAGAUCUCCAAAGGAGAACUGGCGCUGUUAUCCAUUUCCCCGGAUCGAGACAAUACGGUUCUGUCGGAGAGAUCGAGAACGCUUCUGAGCUUGGUGAUGCACCCGAGGGUGACGUCGUCAAGGUCAUUGGUACUAAGGAAGUUGUAGCCAAAGCUGCUGAACAAUUACAAAUCGUUAACGAACGACCGGCAAGAACUGAUUCUCGACAAGGGCGAUCUACACCCGGAGGAGAUUAUCCUUCCAAAACCAUAUCUAUUCCUACCAAAUACUAUCAUGCUAUUGCCGACCAACAAAACUUGAUCCGUCAAAUCAGGAAUGUAGGCGGAUUCAUCACUAUCCCAUCCGCACCACCAAAACCGACUACACCCAAAACCUCCUCUAAAUCCAAUGGAAAUGACCUCGCCGCCAAGACCGCGCGAAUCGAUCUAAGCGGCGGUGGUGAAGGAGAAUCCAACGAUGUAGAAGGUGAUUUCGAGAUCAUCGAGAAUUACCAAGACGCUCCUGAAGGUGAACAAGAAUGGAGCGUAAGAGGUAAAGAAGAAGAUUUGGAUAAAGCUGUUAAAGUCUUGGAAGACGCUGUUGAAAAGGCUAAAUCAGCAACUCAUGUCGGUCUUUUGACUGGUUUGCCAAGAUCCGCUUUCCCUAGAAUCAUUGGAUCAAAAGGAGCUACUAUCUCUCGGAUCAGAGCUGAAACAGGCGCGGACGUCCAAGUCUCAAAAGAUGACGAUUUGAUCACUAUCACAGGUGACGAGUCAUCUGUCCUUCAAGCUAAAGACAGUAUCCUCUCAAUCGUAUCUCGACCUGGUAGAGGAGAUAGGUAUUAA
Molecule: messenger RNA, 3981 nt
Organism: Kwoniella shivajii
Lineage: Eukaryota; Fungi; Basidiomycota; Tremellomycetes; Tremellales; Cryptococcaceae
Exons: 10
Coding region: 1-3981 (1326 amino acids)
Biological process (GO): nuclear division
Cellular component (GO): nucleus; cytoplasm
Molecular function (GO): mRNA binding
Source: RefSeq, a predicted model, not a curated record